AUGGACAAGGAGAAGGAGCGGCGCGCGACGUGGGUCCCCGGCGCCGUCAUCGUCGGCGCGGGUCCCUCGGGUCUCGCCGCGGCGGCGUGCCUGGCGGCCCGUGGCGUGCCGGCCACGGUGCUGGAGAGGUCCGACUCGCUGGCCUUCACGUGGCGCCACCGUAUGUACGACCGCCUGGCGCUCCACCUCCCCAAGCGCUUCUGCGAGCUCCCUCUCCUACCGUUCCCGGAGGAGUACCCCACGUACCCCAACAGGGACCAGUUCGUGACGUACAUGGAGCGGUACGCCGCGGCGUCGGGGGUCGUGCCGCGCUUCGGCGCCAGCGUCGAGGAGGCCGUCUUCGACGUGGCCCUGGGCGCCUGGGCCGUGCGCCUCGCCGGCGGCGAGGUGCUGAUGGCCAGGUGGCUCGUGGUGGCGACGGGCGAGAACGCGGAGCCGCACGUCCCGGAGUUCCCCGGCUUGCGGCAGUUCGCCGGGCGCGUGCUGCACACGUGCGAGUACAAGUCCGGGGAGGAGUUCGCCGGGGAGAAGGUGCUGGUGGUGGGGUGCGGGAACUCCGGCAUGGAGGUGAGCCUGGAUUUGUGCCGGUAUGGCGCCAAGCCCUCCAUGGUGGUGCGAAACACGGUGCAUGUGCUGCCGAGGGAGAUGUUGGGUCUCUCCACAUUCGGCAUCGCCAUGGCUCUGCUCAAGUGGCUGCCGGUCCAGCUCGUCGACCGGUUCAUCCUGGCGGCGGCUCACCUGACCCUCGGCAACACGAGCCAGCUCGGGCUUAGACGACCAAAGACGGGGCCCAUCGAGCUCAAGAACCUCACCGGCAGGACCCCUGUGCUGGACGUUGGGACGCUAGACCACAUCAAAUCAGGCAAAAUUAAGGUGGUAGGAGCAGUGAAGGAGGUAACGAGGGUCGGGGCCAGGCUCGCGGACGGCAAGGAGGAGCAGUUCGACGCAAUCAUACUCGCCACGGGCUACAGGAGCAACGUGCCCUCCUGGCUCAAGGUAAGCAUAUCACACAGUGACGCCAUGAAAAGGACUCCCUUGUUCGUUUUUGGUCUGCACAGUUUAUCAACAGUACGGCUACCGUCACCCAGCCUGCGCCAUGGCGUCACGGCCGGCCUCUCCUUCGUCCUCAGCCUUCAAUUCCCCUGAUCGGCCAUCCUGUCCCUCUUUCCCCUUCUCGUGUGCUGGGGACGGGCAGAGGCAGCUCGUGCCCCUUGCCAUGCGCUCCUUUCUUCCCCAAGUGUCCUUCUCUCUCGCGCCAAGUGAUCGAGUCAGUGACUCACCGUCGGCAUGGGCGCUGCUACUAGGCCGGCCGCAUCCC
This is a messenger RNA of Lolium rigidum, 1318 nucleotides long. RefSeq names its product indole-3-pyruvate monooxygenase YUCCA1-like. The transcript is spliced from 3 exons. The coding region runs from base 1 to 1146 and encodes 381 amino acids. Lineage: Eukaryota; Viridiplantae; Streptophyta; Magnoliopsida; Poales; Poaceae. The record is from RefSeq and is a predicted model, not a curated record. Gene Ontology annotation, molecular function: NADP binding; N,N-dimethylaniline monooxygenase activity; flavin adenine dinucleotide binding. Gene Ontology annotation, biological process: auxin biosynthetic process.